GCGCUGGCGGGAGGAGCAGAAGCCCGCGGAGCCAGAGGAGGAGGAGGAGGAGGGCGCCGAAGGCGCGAAAAGGCGCGCAGGCGCGCUGUGCGGAGCGGGCCCGCCGCCGCCCACGUCACCGCGCCGCGCGCACGUCACGCCGGCCCGACGCUCGGCCAGGGAAAAUCAUUUUCUUCUCUGGAGGGGGGACGUUCAUAGCACGAUUUCCCGGAUCUGGUAACAUGGCAAAAGAUGCCGGUCUAAUUGAAGCCAACGGAGAGCUCAAGGUCUUCAUAGACCAGAACCUGAGCCCGGGAAAAGGCGUGGUGUCCCUGGUGGCCGUUCACCCAUCCACGGUAAACCCGCUGGGGAAGCAGCUCUUGCCGAAAACCUUCGGACAGUCCAAUGUCAACAUUGCCCAGCAAGUGGUCAUUGGUACGCCGCAGAGACCGGCAGCGUCACACACUGUCGUGGUAGGAAGCCCACACACCCCCAACACUCACUUUGUCUCUCAGAGCCAGCCCUCCGACUCCUCACCUUGGUCUGCCGGGAAACGCAACAGGAAGGGCGAGAAGAAUGGCAAGGGCCUGCGGCACUUCUCCAUGAAGGUGUGCGAGAAGGUGCAGAGGAAGGGCACCACGUCCUAUAACGAGGUGGCGGACGAGCUGGUCGCGGAGUUCAGCGCCGCCGACAACCACAUCCUGCCUAACGAAUCGGCUUACGACCAGAAGAACAUUCGACGGCGCGUCUACGACGCCUUAAACGUGCUCAUGGCCAUGAACAUCAUCUCCAAGGAGAAGAAGGAGAUCCGGUGGAUCGGCCUCCCCACCAACUCGGCUCAGGAAUGCCAGAACCUGGAGGUGGAGAGACAGAGAAGACUUGAAAGAAUAAAACAGAAACAGUCUCAACUUCAAGAGCUUAUCCUACAGCAAAUCGCCUUCAAGAACCUCGUGCAGAGGAACCGGCAUGCGGAGCAGCAGGCCAGCAGGCCACCGCCGCCCAACUCGGUCAUCCACCUGCCCUUCAUCAUUGUCAACACCAGCAAGAAGACCGUCAUCGACUGCAGCAUCUCCAAUGACAAGUUUGAGUACCUGUUCAAUUUCGACAACACGUUCGAGAUCCACGACGACAUCGAGGUGCUGAAGCGCAUGGGCAUGGCCUGCGGGCUGGAGUCCGGCAGCUGCUCCGCGGACGACCUCAAAGUGGCGAGAAGCUUGGUGCCGAAAGCUCUGGAACCGUACGUGACAGAGAUGGCUCAGGGAUCCAUCGGCGGCAUCUUCCUCACCACGGCCGGCUCCACGUCCAAUGGCACGAGGCUCUCCACCAGUGACCUGACCAACGGCGGGGACGGGACGCUGGCCACCAGCUCCAACGGGUCCCAGUACAGCGGCUCCCGGGUGGAGACCCCGGUGUCCUACGUCGGGGAGGAUGACGACGAGGACGACGACUUCAAUGAGAACGAGGAGGACUGACGUCCACCAGGCGUCCGGCUCCAGCUGCGGGAGGAGCUGCCGAGGGAAGAGGAGCUGUUCUAACGUGGGUUUUUCUGUUUCUUUUUGGCCGACUCC
Messenger RNA from Microcebus murinus (gray mouse lemur), 1547 nucleotides. RefSeq names its product transcription factor Dp-1 (gene TFDP1). Gene Ontology annotation, molecular function: DNA-binding transcription factor activity, RNA polymerase II-specific; RNA polymerase II transcription regulatory region sequence-specific DNA binding. The record is from RefSeq and is a predicted model, not a curated record. Gene Ontology annotation, biological process: regulation of cell cycle; regulation of transcription by RNA polymerase II. Gene Ontology annotation, cellular component: transcription regulator complex; nucleus. NCBI's taxonomy places the organism in Eukaryota, Metazoa, Chordata, Mammalia, Primates, Cheirogaleidae.